Adineta ricciae is the source of this 472-nucleotide messenger RNA. The record is from the annotation of a GenBank genome assembly. Lineage: Eukaryota; Metazoa; Rotifera; Eurotatoria; Adinetida; Adinetidae.
AUGGAAGUUAGCAGCGGAUUCGAGUAUAUCCUGCUGACAUUCGCUCCAGUACUUGGGAUGAGUGUGAAACUCCUGGGAUGGAUAGAUCUCGUCAUUCUGCAUCGAAUGGUAUCUCGUCAUUCUGCAUCGAAUGGUGUAAGACAAGUGGGGUAUCGUCGACUGAAAUAUAUCCUGCUGAUAUUCGUCCCACUACUUGGGAUAUCUCUGAAACCUUUGGGAUAUAUAGAUCUCGUCAUUCUGCAUCGAAUGGUGUAAGACAAGUGGGGUCACCGACCCACUACACCAGUUUUACCAGUAAAUAGUAGUAAAAUAGUAGAUUUUACCAGUAUAUCCUGCUGAUAUUCGCUCCAGUACUUGGGAUAUCUCUGAAACCUCUGGGAUAUAUAGAUCUCGUCAUUCUGCAUCGAAUGGUGUAAGACAAGUGGGGUCACCGACCGACUACACCAGUUUUACCAGUAAAUAGUGGUAAAAG